UAUCAGGUUUAAGAAGUGAGGAGGAAACAGAGCGAUUCGAGUAUUUGGAAACGCUUAUAACAGUAUUCCUCAGCGCUUCUCGCUAAUACAACAAAGCGGUUUGGUUGAAUACGAAGAUACAAUGGCCAACAUAAUCUUUGCUGAGCAGGAGAAUGCACGUCUCCAUGCGCCAAGCCUGAAAAUGCGACAGCGGCUUCAGUCUGCACCAGAACAACUGAAAACUCCUUCAACUGCCAAAACCUUUGUUACUCCACAGCUAUCUAGUCGUAAGGCUUUGGGGACAGUAAACAAAAUGGUCUCAACUCCUGCCAUAAAUGUACAAGAGAAAAAACUCCUGAAGCCAGAGGGAACUAAAGUGAAGCCUCAGAAGAAAGUGCAGGAGUAUCCAGAAAUUGAAAAGUUCUUCCCUUAUGACCCUCUAGAGUUUGAUAAGUACAGUGUACCUGAAGACUUGGUUCCGCUGAGUAAGCUUGCUCUGCCUGGACUUGCUUGUUUCCCACAAGCAUCACAUCUGCAUCUGGAGGAACCAGAAAUACUCAGUCCUCUCCCAAACAUGUCACCAGUGAAGAUGCCAAAAUGUUCAGAUCAUUGCUCAGAGCUGGAUGCCUUUCUUCAGACACUCAAUGAGUUGACUGUUGAGCUUCCUCCAGAAUCUGUUACUGACUAAUUUUAAAUGAAUGUUCUUUUAUUAAAGGUUUUACUGAAAUAAAGUUUGUUUAUAAUAAA
Molecule: messenger RNA, 726 nt
Organism: Sphaeramia orbicularis (orbiculate cardinalfish)
Lineage: Eukaryota; Metazoa; Chordata; Actinopteri; Kurtiformes; Apogonidae
Gene: pttg1
Product: PTTG1 regulator of sister chromatid separation, securin
Exons: 6
Coding region: 122-667 (181 amino acids)
Biological process (GO): chromosome organization; homologous chromosome segregation
Cellular component (GO): nucleus; cytoplasm
Source: RefSeq, a predicted model, not a curated record